Messenger RNA from Erinaceus europaeus (western European hedgehog), 972 nucleotides. It is a transcript of the gene WBP2NL, whose product is annotated as WBP2 N-terminal like. Lineage: Eukaryota; Metazoa; Chordata; Mammalia; Eulipotyphla; Erinaceidae. The coding region runs from base 17 to 949 and encodes 310 amino acids. Gene Ontology annotation, cellular component: nucleus. The record is from RefSeq and is a predicted model, not a curated record. Gene Ontology annotation, molecular function: chromatin DNA binding; transcription coactivator activity. The transcript has 6 exons. Gene Ontology annotation, biological process: positive regulation of DNA-templated transcription.
GCCCGGCCUGAGAGCGAUGGCGGUGAACCAGAGCCACACCGAGAACCGCCGAGGAGUCUCCAUCCCUUACGGAGAAAGCGUCUUGAAGCAGAGUGAGGAUGUGGAACUCUCCUUCCCACAGCAGCCAGAGGGAUCCCAAUUCUUCAGGGGUACAAAGAGGGGAGCCCUGUUUCUCACUUCAUACCGGGUGAUCUUCGUGACUUCACACUCAAUCAGCGAUCCCAUGUUGUCUUUCAUGAUGCCAUUUGAUCGGAUUAGUAACUGUACCAUCGAACAACCAGUCUUUGGUGCCAACUACAUUUUGGGAACCAUCCAGGCAGUGCCAGAUGGUGGCUGGGAAGGACAGGCUACUUUCAAAUUGUCCUUCAGAAAAGGAGGCGCCAUUGAAUUUGGCCAGUUGCUGAUGAAAGCAGCCACUGCUGCUGCCAGAGGAGCACCUCUUAGAAGUCUCAACUGCUGGCUCGGCCCUCUGGGGCUAUACGUGAUAUGCCCCCAACCGGUGCCUUACGGAGCAUACCCAACUUACGGAGCUCCACCCCCAGGCUAUGGAGCCCCACCCCCAGGCUAUGGGGCCCCACCCCCAGGCUAUGGGGCCCCACCACCAGGCUAUGGGGCCCCACCACCAGGCUAUGGGGCCCCACCUCCUGGCUAUGGGGCCCCACCACCAGGAUAUGGAGCCCCACUACCAGGAUAUGGAGCCCCAUAUGUGGAACACGGAGCCUCACACUCAGGACAGGGAUCCUCACACUCAGGACAUGGAGCCCCACAAGCGGGAACUGAAGCUCCUCUGAGCUAUGCAGCCCAACUUGUUGGAAAUGAAGCCUCAGCUCCAGAAGAGGAGACUCCAAGGACAGGAAGUAUAGCUGGGAACCACAGACCUGCAGCAGAGGAGGCCACUACCCUCUCCACCUCAUCCUCUUAUGCCCAGUCUCCACCUACUUUAAAGUAAAUCUGAAGACUUGUGAAGUGGAA